CCCCGUCGCUGCAACACGCGACGGUGCGUUACCUCUGAUCACGUCGUCAGUUCAUCGACGCCGGUCCAUGGAGUUGGAACAGUUACGGAGCGAUGACCCUUUCCUGGGCGGAAGGGUCUCGAAAAGGGAAAGCAAGUCGCCAAUUGCACUCACGGUCACCGUCAGCGGCCAAUUGCAGUUUUCCUCCGAGCAGAUUGCGUGUAUUUGCGACGCGCUGCAGCAGGCGGGCGAGACGAGCAAGUUGACCAAUUUCCUUUGGUCCCUACCGCCAACCGAGCUGCUCAGGGGCCACGAGGCUGUGCUCAGGGCCAGGGCGUGUGUCGCCUUCCACAGGGAGGCUUUCCAGGAGCUGUAUGCUGUUCUCGAGUCAUUCUCCUUCAGUCCGAAAUAUCACGGCGAGCUGCAACAGCUCUGGUUCCGAGCGCAUUACAGGGAAGCUGAAAAGAUUAGAGGUCGCCCUCUUGGUGCUGUGGACAAAUAUAGACUCCGGAAGAAAUUCCCCCUUCCGAAGACCAUCUGGGAUGGAGAGGAGACUGUUUAUUGCUUCAAGGAGCGGUCCCGAACUGCGCUGAAAGAGUGUUACAUCCAAAAUCGGUACCCGACGCCAGAUGAGAAGAGGGCCCUGGCCAGGCGGACGGGCCUCACCCUGACGCAGGUCAGCAAUUGGUUUAAGAACAGACGACAGCGUGACAGGACGCCGCAGACGCCACCCGCGCACCACCCUGCCUCCAGAGGGGAUUUGCACCCUGGGGACAGCUUGCCGCACCUCGUGCAACACCCUAGCGUCGCUGCGAUGGCUGUUGUGGCCGCAGACUACCUGCACCAGGAGUAUGAGCGGCUGAAAAGCGAAGUGAAAAGCGAACCUGACCUGCCCUUUCAGAUCGGGCAUUUUCCACCGCAUCCGUUCGACUUGCAGCUCUGACCCUGAAGUCGGGAAACAUUUACAUCAAUACGUGCUCUUUUCCACCGAGCGGAAUCUUCAUCUGGAAAAGAGCCGAUUUCGUUCUAAUCAAAUGCAUUUACUCAAGACGGCUCUCUCUCACUAUUGUGUAAUCUGUACGGCUCAUAUUUUUAUGUACAAAUUGUUAUCUCGUCGAAUUUAUUUAAUAUAAUUCUUUGGAAAUAAAACUGAUAUCACAGUUAGCGAAAUUUUAAAA
Molecule: messenger RNA, 1157 nt
Organism: Cloeon dipterum
Lineage: Eukaryota; Metazoa; Arthropoda; Insecta; Ephemeroptera; Baetidae
Gene: Six4
Product: Six4
Exons: 4
Coding region: 68-922 (284 amino acids)
Biological process (GO): regulation of transcription by RNA polymerase II
Cellular component (GO): nucleus; transcription regulator complex
Molecular function (GO): RNA polymerase II cis-regulatory region sequence-specific DNA binding; DNA-binding transcription factor activity, RNA polymerase II-specific
Source: RefSeq, a predicted model, not a curated record